Didymodactylos carnosus is the source of this 2637-nucleotide messenger RNA. NCBI's taxonomy places the organism in Eukaryota, Metazoa, Rotifera, Eurotatoria, Philodinida, Philodinidae. The record is from the annotation of a GenBank genome assembly.
AUGUUUGACGUUAUUACUUACAUUGAACAUUUACCAAAUGAAUUAUGGUUUGAAUAUUUUGAAUACCUUGAUGGUUAUGAUAUUCUCAUGUCAUUUCGUAAUUUAAAUCGACGAAUUAAUGAUAUUAUCAAUAAUACUCAACUUCAUAUCAAUUUAUCAAUUUUAUCCAAAUCAAUGUUUGAUCGUCUUUUAAAUCGAUUUAUUCCAUAUAUAUCAAAAACACAAAUUAUUUUAUUAAAACUUUCUAAUAAAAAUAAUUGUGAACAAAUUUCUUUAUUUAAUUCUAUAAUUAAUAUUAAAAAAUUUAUUAAUUUACAAACAUUAAUUCUUCAUGAUAUUAAAUUUUAUGAAUUAGAUGAAUGGCUAUAUUCAUUAUUAGAAUUAAAAUCUCUUAAAAGUUUAACAAUUGUAGUAAAAACGAGAAAAUGUUUUAAUCAAAAAGAUAAAAAUAUAGGUGAAAAAUUAAAUCAUAUUUUAUUCAAUAAUUAUUUUACAGAAUUAAAAUAUCUUCAAUUAGAUGGUUUCGAGAUUGAUCAUGAAAAUGUUCUGCAUGAUGUUAUGAAUGAAUGUAAUCUAGAAUAUUUGAUAUUAGACAAAUGUCAAUUCAAUUAUUUACUCUUAAUAUUGAAUCAUUUACCUAAAAUUAAAUAUUUAAAAAUAAAAUCAUUAACCGGUCGUUUAUUUCGGUCACCACAUGUAACGAAAAAUUUUGUUUCUUGUCUAAUUCAUUUACAAUUAGAUGAUUGUACAAGUAUAUGGUUUUCACAGUUAGAAUAUUUAUUUAAAUAUAUACCAUAUUUAAAAUAUUUAACAUUUACAUCGUUCAAUUCACAUUUUAUUAAUGGUGCAGAAUGGGAACGAUUAUUACGUCAAUAUUUUCCAAAUUUGAAAAAUUUUUCAUUACAUAUUCAAGCAACAGAUAAUAAACCAUUUGAUAUAGAGAAAUUAUCUUGUCCAUUCAAAAGUUCAUAUUUUAUAGAUGAAAAACAAUGGUAUUUUACAUUUGGCACUGGUCAAUAUAUCAUAUUCCAUUUGUUAUCCAUUUAUUCCAUACCUUAUCAAGACAAGACAUAUAAAUUAGAUAAUAAUUUAUUAAAGUCACUAAAAACAAAUGAGCCAUUUUUGACAAAGUAAAUAAUGUAUUUAUUUUUUUAUAGAUAAAACGUCAGACUACACAUAUUCAAGAACAACUACUACAGAAGAAUCUUAGUCGAAAACAUCGAAUGGAAAAAUGUCAAAAGGAAAAAACAUCGAAAAAAAUUAGGGAAGGAAGAUCACAAACAUAAAAGAAAAUGUAGUAUCGCCUGAUUCAUCUAGAUUACUGGAUUUUACUCGAUUGCAAUUAUUAGUAGAAAUCUAGUAAUCGGGCGAUUGCUAGAUUUCUCCUCUAUUGGUUUUUUAUCGCCCGAUAAUUGACCGAAUUAACUAGUACUAGUUGCACAUACAGACGCAUCUAGUUAAAAGUCCCUAUUCCAACUAGUAAUCUAGAUGACAAUAGAGCAGAUACGAGUACUUGUGAGUACUUGAUGUUGUAAAACCAACAGCGUUCUAAUUUGUUGAGAAAAAUAUGCUUCCACAGACCUCAUUCGACGCAGAUUUUGAUGCUCUAUAAAGUGAAGCGAACUGCAGUCUAAUGCAAUCUCAUAAUUCUCGAAAAACUUUAAAACAUCUUGAAAAGUACUUGUACAUGGCAAGUACAAGUGCUUUUGCGAUUAUUUUAAAUUUAUGUACAAAUUAAAGUGUUAAACAAAAGCUACUUAUAUGUCACUUUAUAAAGCAUCAAAACCUACGUCGAAUACGGCGUAUGAAUGCAUAUUUUGCUCAACAAAUUAGAACGCUGAUUCUUUCACAAAAUCAAGUACUCACAAGUACGCGUAUCUGCUCUGAACAUCGCUCGAUUACAGACGAAAUGCAUCUCGAUUUUACAUACACCGAUAAUUUUUACUUGGGAUGUCGAAACGGGAAAUGUGGAGAAGGAAAAUGUCGAAAGGAAAAUGAAAAUACUGAAUUGAAAAGGUUUCUGUACUGUGAUAAUGAGUGAAGAAGAUAUUUUAUUAUAGUUAUUAGAGAUUUUUUUUACUAUAGCAAUUUUUAUCUAAAAAUUUUAAAAAACAGAAAAUACAUAAUAAGAUGUAACGAAUAUCAUCUCAUUUUGUGCAUUCAUUUAUUUUACUUUCGACGGCGUAGCGCACACAUUUAUUUUAUCACAGAUCUUUUUGUCAUGUAUUUUGUAAAUAUGUGAAGUGUAUUUUCAGUUUAGAGACGAGGAGUUUUAAUAAAAUAAAACAUGAUAAAUAUAUAUCUUUUAUAUUGACCAUGGUAGAGUUCAUUUAAAUGCUACAGACAUCUUUUCAACCUUUCGACAUUUUUCUUCUAUUUUUUCGAUGUUUUUCCAUUCAACGUUUUCCGUCAACCCCUACAGAAGAGUGAAAUCAGUUCCUUUAUAAAUAAUUCUCAAAUAGUAAGACAAUUAUUGAUCCUUUCGUCUGUAAGAAAAAAAAGUAUUUUAUACAGGGUGAUCCAAAAAAAACUUACCCCCUGUGUAUUUAUUGACUUUCUUGUGUACAGAUAUAAUUGAACUUUUUACCAUUAGUUUAUUCGAAUAGAGCAAAGAUUUCUGGACAAAAUGAGACGUCU